CUCGCGACCGCGGCGGCGUGGUUAGCCCCGGCAAUAGGCGCAACGGCGGAGGGGACUGCAGGGACGACGACGCCGGGGCGGGCGCUGUACGCAGAGGGGAGUGGUAGGCGGGCGGCGCCGGCGGCUUCAACUGCGGCAGCCACGGCUAGGGCGACGGAAGAAGGAACCCCGUCAGCCGGCGGUCGAGUUAGGCCUAAGCUGCGAGUGGAGCCGCUAUCUCUGUCCUCUGCGGGGGAUCUCCAUAGAGACUGUGACAUACACAGAGGAGGGGGUCCGCGAGUAGCUACCGGACCGGAGCCAGCUACUCGGCCUCUGUCGCCGCCGCCGCCUUCCCUGCUGCCUGUGCGCAUUCUCUCUCCACUCUGCUCGCAACCUCGCGGUUCCUGUAGUGCCUGUACCCUACGGUGUGGGCAGUCGGACAGGCUUUUGGGCUGGGGGUGGGCGGGGGGUGCUCUAAGGCGCCCGCCUUUGCCUCUCCCACCCCCUUACCCGCCCCGGAGCGGGAAGCAGUGGAGGCUCGGCCAUGGCCUCGGGAGCCGGAGGAAUAGGAGGGGGCGGUGGCGGUGGCGGCAAGAUCCGGACGCGGCGUUGCCACCAGGGGCCAAUUAAGCCUUACCAGCAGGGGCGACAAAAGCACCAGGGCAUUCUUAGCAGGGUUACAGAAUCAGUUAAGAAUAUCGUGCCAGGAUGGCUACAGAGAUACUUCAACAAGAAUGAAGAAGUAUGCAGCUGCUCCACAGACACAAGAGAGAUACCACAGUGGCCAGAAAGUAGAGAAGAUGAUCAUCUGAUAUAUGCUGAUGAGGAGAGCACUAAUAUUCAUGAUGGGAGAAUCACUCCUGAUCCAACAGUAAGAAAUACAGAAGAACCCUCAACAACUAGUACUGCUUCAAAUUAUCCAGAUGUAUUAACAAGGCCUUCUCUUCAUCGGAGCCAUCUGAAUUUCUCCACUUUGGAAUCUCCUGCUUUACACUGUCAGCCCUCCACAUCCUCGGCAUUCCCAAUUAGCAGUUCUGGAUUUUCCCUUGUGAAGGAAAUUAAAGAUUCUACCUCUCAGCAUGAUGAUGAUAACAUCUCAACUACCAGUGGAUUUUCUUCAAGAGCUUCUGAUAAAGAUAUAACUGUUUCAAAGAAUACUUCGGUGCCCCCUCUGUGGUCCCCAGAGGCUGAACGUUCUCAUUCACUCUCACAGCACACUGCCACCAGCUCAAAGAAACCAGCAUUCAAUUUGUCUGCCUUUGGAACACUUUCUCCUUCACUUGGGAGUUCUUCAAUCCUUAAAACAAGUCAGCUUGGAGAUUCUCCCUUUUACCCUGGAAAAACAACGUAUGGUGGGGCAGCAGGUGCAGUGAGACAGCCUAAACUACAAAACACACCAUAUCAGGCACCAUUCAGAAGACAGAUGAAAGCUAAGCAACUCAAUGCAGAAUGCUAUGGUGUGACUAGUUCAACAGCUCGGCGAAUAUUGCAGUCUUUAGAGAAGAUGUCGAGCCCUCUAGCGGAUGCAAAAAGAAUUCCAUCUGUUGCUGCUUCUCCACUGAAUUCUCCUCUGGAUAGGAGUGGAAUAGAUUCCACCACAGAUUUUCGGCCUAAAAGGGAAAAGGUGGUCUGUCAGUAUCCCCCUGUUCAGAGACUCAUGACCCCAAAGCCAGUAUCCAUAGCAGCAAAUCGAACUGCUUAUUUUAAACCAUCUCUGACCCCAUCUGGUGAAUUAAGGAAGACUAAUCAAAGAAUAGAUAAGAAAUACAGUACUGGAUAUGAAAAAAGUAUGACACCAGGACAAAAUAGAGAACAACGAGAAAGUGGUUUUUCGUACCCAAAUUUCAAUAUGUCUGCAGCCAAUGGUGUACCUUCUGGAGUAGGUAGUGGAGGCGGCAAGAUGAGACGAGAAAGAACACGCUUUGUGACAUGUAAACCUCCAGAAGAGGAGGAAAUGGAAGUACCAGUGUUGCCAAAAAUCUCUCUACCCAUCACCAGUUCUUCACUGCCUACCUUUAAUUUUAGUUCCUCUGUGAUCACAACUUCAUCACCAGUUAGUCCUGCACAGUCAUCAACAAAUAAGGUACAAAUGACCUCUCCAAACAACACAAACAGUCCCAUGUUCAGAUUUUCAUCUCCAAUCGUAAAAUCUACUGAGGCAGAUGUACUACCUCCACCAUCUAUUGGUUUUACAUUUAGUGUGCCUGUUGCAAAAACAGCAGAACUUUCUGGCUCUAGUAAUAUUUCAGAACCAAUCACAAGUAGUUCUGCUCAAGAUAUCACUGCAGUGCACAGUACAAGCUGUAAGAAGCCAGAUGAAGAUUUUGAGGGCCCUUUUAGACCUGCAAAAACCCUGAAAGAAGGAAGUGUCCUAGAUGUUCUGAAAAACCCCGGUUUCACAUCACUGAAGCCAGAUUCUCUUGCUGCUGAUCCUACCACCACAAGCCCAGUAGUUUAUACAAGACCGGCAAUAAGUAGCUUUUCUUCUGGUGGAAUCGGGUUGGGGGAAAGUUUAAAAGCCGGAUCAUCAUGGCAGUGUGAUAGUUGUCUGCUUGAGAACAGAGUAACAGACAGCAAGUGUGCAGCCUGUCAAGCGACAAAAUUGCCACCAAGAGAUAUUGCUAAACAGACUGGAAUUGGGACACCAAGUAAAAGUGGCAAAACAACUCUUCCUGCAUCAGGGACAGGUUUUGGAGACAAAUUUAAACCAGCAGUAGGAACUUGGGAUUGUGAUACCUGUUUAGUGCAAAAUAAACCAGAAGCGAUAAAAUGUGUAGCUUGUGAUACACCGAAACCUGGAACCGGUAUUAAGCGAGUCCUUACCUUGCCAGUGACUUCAGAAAGUGCUGUCACUGUGGCUGCUUCAUCUUCCAGCUGCACUGUGACCACUGGUACCUUAGGAUUUGCAGAUAAAUUCAAAAAGCCCAAGGGAUCUUGGGAGUGUCCAGUAUGCUGUGUUCCUAAUAAUCCAGAAGACAAUAAAUGUGUGUCCUGUAUGUCUGAGAAACCAGGAAGCUCAGUACCUGCUUCAAGUAGCAGCACCAUCCCUCUUUCUCUGUCUUCUGGAGGCUGCUUAGGAUUGGACAAGUUCAAGAAACCUGAGGGAAGCUGGGACUGCGAAGUAUGCCUAGUGCAAAAUAAAGCUGAUUCCACCAAAUGUGUGGCAUGUGAAAGUGCCAAGCCAGGCACACAGUCUGAGUUUAAAGGCUUUGGUACAUCUUCCACAUCUUUGAACCCAGCAGCCUCAUCCUUCAAAUUCGGUAUCCCAUCUUCCUCCUCUGAGCCUUCACAGACUUUAACAAGCACUGGAAAUUUUAAAUUUGGGGAUCAAGGAGGCUUUAAAAUAGGUGUGUCAUCAGAUUCUGGGUCUUUAAAUCCCAUGACUGAAGGCUUUAAAUUUUCUAAACCAGUAGGGGAUUUUAAAUUUGGAGUUUCAUCUGAUUUUAAACCUGAAGAAGUUAAAAAGGACAGUAAGGAUGAUAAUUUUAAGAUUGGACUUCCUUCUGGUUUAAACAAUCCAACUUCUUUAGCUCCGUUUCAGUUUGGGGUGUCUAGUCUUGGGCAGCAAGAAACGAAAGAGGAACUGCCUAAGUCUUCAUCUGCAGGCUUUAGUUUUGGUACGGGUGUAAUCAGCUCUACUCCUGCUGCUGCUAACACCGUGGUGACCUCUGAGAACAAGAGCAGCUUCAGCUUUGGGACUACAGACACCAAGAGUGUCUCAGUGGCUCCUUUUAUAUGUAAGACAUCAGAAGCAAAAAAAGAAGAAAUGCCUACCACCAAAGGAGGGUUCACUUUUGGCACUAUGGAACCUGCUCCCCUGCCGUCUGCCUCAUUGUUUGCUUUGGGAAGGACAGAAGAGAAACAACAAGAGCCUGUCACCUCUACUUCUCUGGUGUUUGGGAAGAAAGCUGACAAUGAAGAGCCAAAGUGUCAACCAGUGUUUUCCUUUGGGAAUUCAGAGCAAACCAAAGAAGAGAGUUCUUCCAAGUCGACCUUUAGUUUCAGUGUGGCAAAACCAUCUGAGAAGGAGUCUGAACAGUCAACCAAGGCCACUUUUGCUUUUGGAUCUCAAACCAGUACUACAGCCGAUCAAGGUGGAACAAAGCCAGUUUUUAGUUUCUUGAACAAUUCCUCUAAUUCAAGUACCCCAGCCACUUCAGCUGGAGGCAGCAUAUUUGGUAGUUCCACCUCUUCCUCCAGCGCACUGGUGGGUGCCUUUGUGUUUGGACAGGCCAGCAAUCCUGUGAGCAGCUCUGCCUUCGGUAACCCUGCUGAAUCCAGUACAUCUCAGCCUUUGCUGUUUUCUCAAGAGAACAAACCAGCAACCACAUCUAGCAUGGGUACAGCUAUUACCCCAUUUGUCUUUGGUCCAGGAGCCAGUGGUAAUAAUAAUACUGCAGUCUCUGGUUUUAACUUUGGAGCUACAACCACAUCUAGUUCUUCAGGAUGCUCCUUUGUGUUUGGCACUGGACCUUCAGCACCAUCUGCCAGUCCAGCAUUUGGUGCUAACCAGACCCCAACAUUUGGACAGAGUCAAGGUGCCAGCCAGCCUAACCCCCCAGGCUUUGGAUCUAUAUCAUCUUCAGCAACAUUAUUUUCUGCUGGUUCUCAGCCUGCACCACCUACUUUUGGGACAGUGUCAAGCAGUACCCAGCCUUCUGUGUUUGGACAACAGCCUGGUCAGUCUGCAUUUGGCUCUGGAACAGCUCCAAAUUCCAGUUCAGUUUUCCAGUUUGGCAGCAGCACAAAUUUCAAUUUCACAAACAACAAUCCAUCAGGAGUCUUCACGUUUGGUGCAAAUCCGAGCACACCUGCAGCCUCAGCCCAGCCUUCUGGUUCAGGGGGCUUUGCAUUUACUCAGCUGUCAGCUUCCUUUACAGUGGGGUCAAACGGGAAAAGUGUGUUCUCUUCUGGGACAUCAGUUUCUGGUCGCAAGAUAAAGACUGCUGUUAGACGCAAGAAAUAAAGGUCACAGUGGUGUUUCGCACAAGUUUUAACGAAAGCUGGUGUCUUGCUUUUAGAUACUGGAUUGUACUACAUGCUGGGGUUAUCUGAAGUCAAACCUGCCUAAGGACUUCUUUAAUUUUGGAAUUUUCCUCUUUACAAAAGUCCCGCCAUCACCUCUCGCCAUGCCCUUUCAAAAACAAUUAAUAGUUAGACUGGUGACUGAUUCUUCAGCAGAAAUAUUUUAUGAUCCAGCAAAUUAUUCACUGAUUUGGCUUAGGCUGGCUGAAUUCAGGAAUAGAGCCCGCUCAGUGAAUGGCUUUGUAUAGAACCUCUUCGUCUGCACCAUUAUGUGCGUUGAUACGCGUUUAUGGAACGCAUUUAAUAUUGUAAUUAUCUGAGGAAUUCUGUAUAGAUUAGAGAAUAUUGAAAUGAAUGAUUUCUAUGCUGAGUUUGUGCUGGUGUAUGUGUGAAGUGAGUGAGUUGGGUGUAUUGUGCACUAAAAUUUUCUGAUAGAGGAAGCCUGAUUAAAGAAUGGUCCAUGCUAAGGACUUGUUAGAUCUAGUUCCUUCUCCACUUAAUAAUUAUAUGCUAUUUCUAUAUUUUCAUUCUUCUGACUAUCACCUGUCUUGCCUUUUUCAUUAUUUUAUUAUGAAACUUGUGUAAAUACAAUUUUGUUUCUGUACUUUUUUGGCAUAACAUAAAUCUGUGAACUUGAAGUUUUAAUUUUGUGUUAGAAUUUUUGUUGUUCGUUUAGUCUUGUCUCAGAUUUUAUUAUGUAAAUCCCAUUAUUCAAAGUUGCCUAAAUCCAUUUGGAAAUCUUUAAAAAAAAAUUGGGGAUUCUUAAAGUGAAUUUAUUGGCUUUUCUGAUCCAGUUUUGUUUGGACCAAAAACCAGUAUUGUACAAAGUAUUAAGCAUAUAUUUUUAUAUUUACUGAAAUGGACUGUGGUGACUUUGGAUAAUAAGGAAAAGUUUAAUAUUAAAGCCAUGUUUAUUACAGUAUAAUUAACAUGUUAAACCAUGGGAUAAAUGCCAUCAAUAAAAAAUUGUGAAAUCCUUUUUGUUCUUUUAACUCUGGAAGGGGACCUUUUUUAUAAAGGUUAGUAAUGGUCAGCUAGAAGAGAAGUUUCAGAGAAUGCUUUUAAGUGAUUUGGAUAGUUCCUAAGUGAAGGGGGGAAAUGUCUGAAUUUAUAACAAAUUGAAGGUUCCCGUGCUUUUUGUCUGGUGCUAGGAAUCAUGCCUCCUUUGCAUAUAUGUAAAUUGGCUUAAACUUUUAAAAGUUAGAAUAAACACACAACCAUUUCUGUC
Phyllostomus discolor (pale spear-nosed bat) is the source of this 6232-nucleotide messenger RNA. RefSeq names its product nucleoporin 153 (gene NUP153). The coding region runs from base 524 to 4945 and encodes 1473 amino acids. Gene Ontology annotation, molecular function: structural constituent of nuclear pore. Gene Ontology annotation, cellular component: nuclear pore. The record is from RefSeq and is a predicted model, not a curated record. Lineage: Eukaryota; Metazoa; Chordata; Mammalia; Chiroptera; Phyllostomidae. The transcript is spliced from 22 exons. Gene Ontology annotation, biological process: protein import into nucleus; RNA export from nucleus.